Molecule: messenger RNA, 2178 nt
Organism: Ceratosolen solmsi marchali
Lineage: Eukaryota; Metazoa; Arthropoda; Insecta; Hymenoptera; Agaonidae
Gene: Cad96Ca
Product: tyrosine kinase receptor Cad96Ca
Exons: 8
Coding region: 263-2155 (630 amino acids)
Biological process (GO): protein phosphorylation; positive regulation of kinase activity; homophilic cell-cell adhesion
Cellular component (GO): signaling receptor complex; plasma membrane
Molecular function (GO): ATP binding; calcium ion binding; transmembrane receptor protein tyrosine kinase activity
Source: RefSeq, a predicted model, not a curated record
AUUGAAAUCCAAAAGUGUACUAUAUGAUUGUGAUUUUUUAACGUUAAUAGAAAAACUAGAAAAAUACGAGAGAAAUAGAGUAAAAAAAAGAAGACAACGAAAAAGUGAAAUUUUUAAUUUAUUUUAAACAAAUGAUGUAAAUAAUAACGAUAUCGUGAAAAAUAUUAAAUACACAUGCCAGCACAGGUUAUUACUGAAGAAUCGGCAAGGUUUGCCGAGAUCUUGAUCACCAUUCCCCAUAUCAUCGUCGUAAAAUUUGUUGAUGUCGCGACGAUCGGCAAUGAUUUUCUCGGCGAUAUUUACUCUCGUAGCAGUGACUUUCAUUAUAAAACCUUCAGAUUGCCAACUAAAUGAUAAUACACCCCCUACAGUGUAUUUGAAUCGUAAUUGGAUUUUACAUGAAACCGAUCCUGUGGGACAUGUGGUAGAACGUGUUCGCGCUGAAGAUAACGAGCAAGAUGAGUUGUCAUACGGUCUGGAACCAAGUACUCUCAACUAUAAUGGUGAUUUGACAGCUGAACAACCACUACCCUUCACUAUUGACAAUGUGACUGGCAUAAUUUAUCUUAAUGAAACUUUGAAAGGACGGGGAGGACAACACAUUUCCUUAUACGUAACAGUUUCUGAUGGACAACUGAUAGCUAAAUCAGAAGUUUAUGUUAAUAUUAAAACUGCAGACGAUUUUCGAACAGGAGAAACAAGAACGCCAUUUUCAAACCAAUACGGUACCAGUGGAUUAAUUCGGCCUUUUUUACGUUUACCAACACUAACAAUCUCUCCGUCGUCGAGUAUUGGUUAUUCACAAUAUCAACCACCAAUAAAGACUCGUCUACAAUCAAAACUGGAUACUUCAAAAUCAAGUGGAUUUAAUACCGCUAAUUUAGAUAACGCUGUUGCUGCAAAUGUUUCUGAAGAAUCGAUGUUUAACACAAAGGUGAAAUCGAAUAAGUCUUCACCAACUCAAAAUUUUGUGAUGACUUUAGUUUUGGUUGCUGUGAUUUGUGUUCUUAUAUUUGGUUUUGGCAUGGGUGUCUGGACACUCAGAAAACGUAUUUGUAUCAUCAAAAAAUCUAAAAACCAAAGCAAAGAUGCGACAGACAUAAAUGUUUCAACAAUAUCGAAUGAUUUAUCGUUUGAUUUGAAACGAUGGAGAAGUCCGAAAGCUGAUAGAAACCGUUACGAAGCAUGGGAAAAAGAAGAAAAAAUGGUUGAUAUAAAACUAAGAGAUGACAACUGGGAAUUUCCAAGACAUAAAUUGAAAGUCUUUAAUAUUCUUGGUGAGGGCUGUUUCGGACAAGUGUGGAAGUGCGAAGCUCGCGAUAUUGGUACGUCAUCAGGUACAACCAUUGUUGCGGUAAAAACAUUAAAAGAAAAUGCCACUGAACGAGAAAGACUUGAUUUAGUACAGGAGUUGAAAGUUAUGAAGAGCCUUGAAAUGCACCAAAAUGUCGUAAGAUUGUUAGGAUGUUGUACCGACCGUGAACCCAUGUUCGUUAUUCUUGAAUAUGUAAGUGGUGGAAAAUUGCAGAGCUUUUUGAGAGCUUCCAGAGAAGAACGAAGUCAAGGUGGUCCUGGCCUUACUUCAAGAGAUCUCACUGGUUUUGUUUAUCAGGUUGCAAAAGGAAUGGAAUAUCUAACAUCUAAAGGAAUAAUCCACAGAGAUCUUGCAGCACGAAAUAUCUUGAUUGAUGAUAAUAGAGUUUGUAAAGUUGCUGAUUUUGGAUUUGCUCGAGAUGUGACAGAUAAUCAAAUUUAUGAAAGAAAGUCAGAAGGACGAUUACCAAUAAGGUGGAUGGCACCAGAGAGUUUAUAUGAUAAUAUUUUUUCUGUAAAAUCCGAUAUAUGGAGCUUUGGCGUUUUAAUCUGGGAAAUUGUUACGCUUGGGUCAACACCUUAUCCCGGACUUGCAGCUGCUGAGGUGAUGAGAAAAAUCAAAGAUGGUUACAGAUUGGAUAGACCUGAACAUUGUAAAAGAGAACUUUAUAAUAUCAUGUAUUAUUGCUGGGACAAAGAUCCUGUUUGUCGACCAUCAUUCACUGAACUUGUAAAUUUAGCAGAAGGGCUCUUACUUGAUGAAACAGAUUAUAUUGAACUUGAUCGAUUUCCUGAUCAUUCUUAUUAUAAUGUGCUUAGUCUUAGUGGUGAAAAACUGUAAAUAUUAUUGAUGUUAAAUAAAUG